UACUUCCGGGGUGGGCGGUGAAAACAUACAAAAAUUGACAUCCCUAUAUCAAAACCUCACGCCUUGUCCCAAUGACCUGCUGACAUGUCUAUUAUACAAGUCACGGGGACGGGCAAGUCCGUGGCCUCUGACAGAACGCCCUUUUUUGGCGCAAGGAUACCAAUAGAGAUUAAAUCAAUGAUAAAACCAUUGUCAAAAUUGGAUAAAAGCGUUUUCAGAAAGAUUCUCUUGUUAAUAGUGACAGCUAUAGAAGGAAACGAUGUUGAGUUUAAGCAACUAAAAGAAUUAGAAAGUAAGGACACGGAUGAAGAAACAUUAAGUGUAAUAUAUUCGGGACUAUACAAGCUUUUACAGAGUGCUCUCAGAUUGCCACAAGAAUCAUUAAAACAAGAGUUAUUUAAAGAAGACCUUCAAGAAUUACAAAUUGCAGAGGAUUUCCAUACAGAUUUAGCUAGUGUUGUGUUUGGUCACAAACGCUCCAGUAUAGAUAUCCAUUCCAUUUUCUCCCGACCUCGCCUCCCACAGUUAGAAGCCUUGAAAUGGCGAGUGGACGUUGGAAUAUCUACCAGUGUUUUAAACCGGGUGCUUGAGCCUACUGUGUUGAUGGAGAUGACGCUUUCGGAUGGUAAUAUUAGUACCUUUGAGGUGCCAGUCUCCAAGUUUCACGAGUUACGGUUUAAUGUGGCCUCCGUGUUAAAAGAGAUGGAGGACCUUGAACAACGAAGUAUCCUCAAAAUCAAAGACUAACUACAUCUGUAUAAUACACAUCCGCAUUUUAAUCAAACAGAAAGUGUUGAAUGCUGAUCUUGUGGACAUGGACACUAUGGUAUUUUGGUGUAGCCUCCCAUCUCCAUCAGUGAAAUUAAACAUUUUCUGUUCAUGCUUCUCUGUUUAAAUCAUUCUAGUGUAUAUUUGUAUUUUAUGCAUCAAUUUGUGUGUUUGAUGUAGACAGUCUAAUGUUGUGAGUGAAGACAAUUGCUAAUUUUGUUACAAAUAAAUAUAUACGAGUCUUGACAGCUACAGUUAUGUCUGUGAACAAGGGCAGGCUAUUGGGAUUGUUGUGCACAUCAUACGCAAAGUUAACCACCAUUAAGGUACCACCAUUUUGGCCAAAGAUUAACUUCUAAUAAAUUCCCUUAUAAUUUCAGAACUUGGUCAUUCAAGAAACAAGGUAAUAAUAUCGAGUUAAGCUUAGAAAAACCUUGUUAAACACCAGAGGCCACUUUUUAUGCAAAUUUAAUGAAAUUUGGUCAAAAUGACUGCUUGAACGAGAUAUUGAAUUAAAUUCUGGGUCAUCUGGAUUCAAAAACAACCUCUCCAGGUCAAAAAAAAUAAAUACCUUGUUUCAUUCUAGUGCCAACAUUUUUGGUCCAAAUUGAUUAUAAAUGUUUGGCUUAAUCUCAGAUGAGUUUAUCGAGGGUUAAUACCCAUGUCACUAACUGGUAUACAACUUUACAGUAGUCAAGCUUUUGUCUCAAUCUUGACGAAACCAAAUAAGAUUUCAGAUGAAUUUAACACUGCAUCUUACUCUGCAUGUGAAAUAAACCUAAUCAAAUGAAAACCUUGGUAACAUUGAAGGAGCCACAUUGGCGCCAUCUUGAAAUUCUUUUGAAAAACUGCAGACAAGUUAAAUAUUUGGUCAGAUAUGUUUAAUUCAUUUGGUGGAUUUCUAGAAAGAAUUAACACUUCAGAAGCUAAAUUUCAAAUAAAAAAGUAAGAAUGAAUGUUUGUCUUUAAGAAAAACUGGGAGGGUCUGUGUAGAUAUAGAUCAAAAUAUAUGUCAUAGAAUGCUACAUACUUGACCGAUUUGUAAUGGCAAUUUGUCAGUAAAAGUUUUACAAUCACAAUGAUUCUCUAUGCCAAAAAAGAAUGGAUUAUACAGAUUGUACACUAGUUUUACUAGUAUACAUGUAAGGGAAAAGCAGUUUAAUUUAUCAGAACGCUACUUAUUGCUCGAUAAGAUCUCUGCCUCUGGUUGCCAUUCUAAUUUGAGCCAGUGCAGUACAAUCAUGAGCUUAUACAUCAUUAUCAACUUUUCCUGUUAAUUUUAUCAUAUUUUUUUAAAGAAGAAUAAUAACAAUAAUAAUAAAAUUGGUAAAAAAAUAAAAGCAUUAUUUUUAAAGCAUAGUAUAUUAUUGAUUUGCAUGUUGAUAAAGAAAGGGUUAUACAUAUAUUUCAUUAUUAUUGUUUUCAAGAAAUAAUAGCAAAUGUUUUAUAUUCUAACUGGUUACAUUUUUGAUAUUUUUUUGCAAUAUAUCAUAUAAAAUGUCAAAUUGAUACUUUGAUAUAAAGUUGUAUGUAUGUGUAUGACAUUAUAACUGUUGCCGCACCCAUUGUUGUUUAUAAUUAAAGUUUGAAAUUGUU
Mya arenaria is the source of this 2364-nucleotide messenger RNA. RefSeq names its product COMM domain-containing protein 5-like. The record is from RefSeq and is a predicted model, not a curated record. Gene Ontology annotation, cellular component: nucleus. The coding region runs from base 85 to 747 and encodes 220 amino acids. The transcript has 7 exons. Lineage: Eukaryota; Metazoa; Mollusca; Bivalvia; Myida; Myidae.